AAUAAAAACCCUCAAUUUUGAAGAAAAUUUUUUAUAAAAAAUGGAAAUUCGCUAAAAAUGGAAAAUAAAUGUCUGUGCCUCAUCUAAAAAGACUAGUAGAACAAUUUCAAAGUGAUUUUGAAUCAAUAUGUCACAUGACCUGGAGGCUAUUGAAUAAAAACCCUCAAUUUUGACCCGAAAAAUUCCUAAAAAAAUGGAAAAUUAUUUAAAAAGGAAAAUAAAUGAUUGUGCCUCAUCUAUACAGACUACUCCAAUUAUUUCAAAGUGAUUCUGAGUCAACAGAUCACAUGACCUGGAAGCUAUUGAAUAAAAACCCUCAAUUUUGAUGAAAAAAAAAUCCUAAAACAUAAAAAUUGGCUCAAAAUGGAAAACAAAUGUCUGUGCCUCAUCUAUACAGACUAGUAGAACAAUUUCAAAGUGAUUCUGAGUCAUUAGGUCAAAUGACCUGAAAGCUAUUGAAGAAAACAUAAUAUUGUUUAAUAUUAAAAUUAUUGAAACAUUGUAUAUGACUUUAAAAUUUUAUGCUAUUUUGGCUCAUGUAAAAGCAUGAAUUAUCACUGACAAUUAGUUAGUUGGUUACAAUUCAAGGCAUUUAUUAACAUUUCUUUGACAGGAAUGUUUGGUUCGGUAAUUUGUUGAUAGUCCCUAAGUGAACCUUGGGGUGCUGCGGCCGGGAGCGGUGGAGAACCGCUGGCCGACAUUAGCGUUCAUAAAUCGGAUCAAACUUGAGCUAAACGCCGCUUACUCCGCGGAGCUCGAAUAUCCAACUUGAAACUAACUUCACUGCUGUUUCAUUUCUCCAAAUUUUCCACGCUGACGCAAAAAAAAAAAAAAGAAAAAAAAGAAAGCUUCAAAACCAAAUUAGAAACUUUAGCACAAUAUCUGAACGUGGAACAUUUAAUUACGUAAAUACAUAAUCAUAAUAUGACAGGUCACAAAUUCUGUCAGAGAGCGGAAACUUUAGAAGAGGGGGUGUCCUCUUGUCACAGGAUGUUUUCUCUCACGGCAGAGAGGUUCAGUCACAACCGUGGGUGAGUGUUAGAGGCAGAACGAGUAGAACACGUGCGUGGAAAAGCAGGGUCGGUUGUAUCCCAGAGGACGAAUCCAACUUUAGAGCUUUGGUUGAUGCAGAAAAGUUGCUCAUCUGGAAGAAAUCUGCACGUUGUCCACGCAAAGAGAAAACCACGAUGGGAGUUUGCUGGAUGCUCAUGAUCUUACUGAGUUGCAUGUUACCUCAUGCUUCUCUGCACCAAAGCCCCAAGGAUACACUACGAGUUUGCAGCUUACCACAGAAUCCAGAUCUUGAAAUCCGUUGCCAGAAUGCACAAAGCCACCAGCCUGUGUUUAUACCAUGCCCAAACGUGUCUAUCGAAGUUGGGAAGUUUCAACUUUUCAAAAACCAAACCAUUCUUUGCCAGCUAGGCACUAAUAACCUAAUGGUUUGUAACCAAACGAAAAUAAAAGUCCAACCAUGUAAAAGCGAGUCAAAUCAAAUUGUAGGUUUCAACCUUUUUGGACCAGAGAUAGCCAGAGACCAAGCAAUCUACAGAUGUAAUGCUAUAAUUCAUUUCCCUCCUCCUUAUGUACUGAAACAAAGUAAUGAGAGGAUCAUAAUCUUUACAGAGGAUCACUGCUCGUGUAACAAAGACAAAGGGCCAGUAGAAGAAAGCCAAGGAUUAUUAUGGGUUUGGAUCGCAGCAGUUUCACUUCUCAGCACCUACGGCUUAGCAAUCACCAUCGUUGCUUCAAUCAACUGGCUCAAGAUGAAAGAGGCAGAAAAUCAGAAUGACUACAUGAACACCAAACCCAAAGCACCCCGGAACCGUAAGAAGAAAGGGCUUCAGACUCCCAUACCAAGACACUUCUGAAUCCUGACUGGCUCUU
Messenger RNA from Austrofundulus limnaeus, 1884 nucleotides. RefSeq lists its product as uncharacterized. Lineage: Eukaryota; Metazoa; Chordata; Actinopteri; Cyprinodontiformes; Rivulidae. Gene Ontology annotation, cellular component: external side of plasma membrane. The transcript is spliced from 4 exons. Bases 1188 to 1868 code for a protein of 226 amino acids. The record is from RefSeq and is a predicted model, not a curated record. Gene Ontology annotation, biological process: T cell receptor signaling pathway; regulation of T cell proliferation.